CUCGCGGGCUCAAGGCAUGGUAUUCUUUCGAUACCUGUGAUGCCCGAUGAUUGGACGCCGGUGUCCGAUGAUCCUGAUGACCGCGCCGUGCCAUUGAACGACGUGGGCAAGGCGCGCCAUGUGAAGGAUGAAGGCUUUACGAGGCUGCACGAGACCGUGAAGAAAACCUCUGCGAGGCUGCACGAGAUCGUGAAGAAGAACAAAAGUGCCGUUGCCUUGAUCGGAGCGCUGCUCAUCGUGCUCGUCGUGAUGUGGUGGUUGUUGUACUACUUGGCGCAGCAGCAUUCAGAUUCUGUUAGCUCCUCCAGAGGGCCCCACGGCCAUCCUCCGAACAGGAUGACGCCGGGCGUGGACGGGAGCGCGUGGGCGAAGUUCCCGAGCGGGCUGCCGGCGCACUGCCAGCUGCAGCACCUCGACGAGCCACGCUUGCUCCACAUGGCGAGCACGCCCGGCCAGUCGUCGAAGGCGCUCUCGGGCACUGGUCGGGGGAGUGUGUCGCUGAAGACUUCGCGCGGCUUGUACUUGGUAGCCGACAGACAGACCAGGAACAUCUUCGUGCAGAAGAGCAUGAUGAAUAAGACGAGUAGUUCCAAGAAUGUGGGCCUUGAAGGCCAUUUCACGGCAGUACAUCAGGGGGGAUGCCAGGUGUCUUUGAGAACUUCCAGCGGCGACUUCUGGAGCGCCUUGGGAGAUGGUAUGCUUGAUGCGAGUUUCACGGAGGUAGGCGCAAGGGAGAUCUUUGAUGUGUGCCUCAAUUCGGAUGGUACGGUCGCCUUGCGCAUGUGGGAUGGUUCGUAUGUGGACGCGGAGCAGCUGGUGAAUAGAGAUCACAGGUUCGCUGUUUCUUCCUCCGAGUUAUCUUCUUCGAAGACAUUAUUCAGAACACUCGAACGUGGCGACGAUAAAGUAGCUUUGGCUUCCUGGUAUGGCACGUAUUUGUCGGUUGAUUCCAAUGGCAUCAUCACUGCGAACAGCACCAACGUCGACAAGUCAGAAUUGUUUACCAUUGAACACGUUUCAAAGGAUACAUUUCUAAUCGCAUUGAAGACGUCAUCUGGCAAAUAUGUUCAAAUAGAGAAUGGAAGUGUUGUGGCUACUUCUGGGAAGGUUUCGACAUGCGCUAAAUUCAACGUCAGUGAGAAAUCUGGUGAGUUCAUGAACCUCAAGGGUUGCCACCGGCAUAUCUCUGUGGAGAGAGUCCCAAUCUAUACAUUCUUCGGGUACCGUGCCGUGUCGUCGGAUGACAAAUUCAAGUUCGAAAAUGUGAAUAUAGGCAACCUUGCUGGAGUGAUGUGGUAUUUGCACAAUGAGGUUGUCGUUGAAACGCCUAACAAGUUUGGUAUCUCUCGUAUUGUCAGGGCCCGGUUCAGGGUAACGGCUCCGAUUGAGUUGGUAUCAGUCGGGAUGCAUUUUGGCGUGCGGUUUGCUUACGAUGCGGGAAUGUGCAAUGGCGCUGGGCAGGAGGAGUGGCAGGGCAACGGCUCGUGCGAUCCGUUUUACAAGAAAUAUGGCUACUUCGUAGGCUGCAACAACUUGAACAGCUACCCAUUCCCGAUGCCAUCUCAAGGAUACCCGAACCAUUAUCCUGGAGCUCGAUGGUACAGCUUGCCCGGCGAGUCUUUUUGCGGGGAGGGCGACAUCGUUCCUACAGGCGAGCCGGACUGCAUCUACAGUUACGAGCUCGCAGGGGAGAUCGACGUUGCUGAGUUGGCGGGCAUCGAGGACUACGAUGCAUUCGUGCGCCAGGGAGGGCGCGAGUACGAAAGAGCCUCAGACGUCGGCAAGUCAUGCGGCUUCUGGGACAAGAAGUUCGACACGGAUGCCUGCAACGAAAGACUCAAGGCUGCCGAGCACAUGUUCGCUGAGAAGCACCCCAGCAUGCCCCAGGAGACGAGCUCGACGGCCAGGAGCCACCGUGCGACUUCGACUGCUACCGAUUCUACGACGGCGACCCGUACGACCCGCCGGACCAGUGCAACGAGACGCUGGAGGCCGAGGUCGCGGCACAGACGCACCCGAUGUCGGCCCCCGCUUGGACGUGGGAUUACGGCAUGA
Prorocentrum cordatum is the source of this 2055-nucleotide messenger RNA. Lineage: Eukaryota; Dinophyceae; Prorocentrales; Prorocentraceae. The record is from the annotation of a GenBank genome assembly.